Molecule: messenger RNA, 990 nt
Organism: Seminavis robusta
Lineage: Eukaryota; Bacillariophyta; Bacillariophyceae; Naviculales; Naviculaceae
Source: the annotation of a GenBank genome assembly
AUGUCAUCCGCUGACAAAAAGACCCAAAGGUCAGCUCCUUCUUGGCGAGAUGCUGCCGCAGGAGCUGGUGCUGGAGCCUUUUCCAAGACUGUAACAGCUCCCAUAGAACGCCUUAAGCUGUUAUUGCAGCUCCAACAUUCCCUGAAGAACAAUGAGAAGCCCAAAAAUGCCUGGCACUUGGCCAAAUCCAUCUAUGUCAAUGAAGGGAUUCUCAGUUUUUGGAGGGGCAACGUGCCCAGUGUCAUGAGAGUGUCUGGAACUGCUGCCAUCAAUUUUUCCUGCAUGAACUAUUACAAGGAAGCUGUUCAACCCAUAAUGAACUCUCAGUUAAUUACCAGCAAAACAUCGCUCAGUCCAGACAAAUUGGAACGACGACGCAAAAAUGUCACCUCCUUGGUGUCAGGGGGGCUGGCCGGUGGAACCUCCACAACCAUUUUGUAUCCCAUUGAGUUUUUGAGAACUCGAUUGGCAGCCGAUCUGACCAAGGGAAAGCAGAAAGGGCAGUAUCAAUUCCAAGGCAUGGGCCAUGCUCUUACCACCAUUCUACGCACUGAUGGGAUUACAGGAUUAUACCAAGGAUAUGGCAUUGCUCUCUUUGGCGGAAUUUUCUACAGGAUCCUGCUGCUGGGAGGUUACGAUGUCUUGAAAUCUGAAACAGAUCGACACAACAAACAACAGCAAUCACCAGAAUUACAUGACAAUCAAUCAUCUCUCACCUGGGGACAACGAAUAUUGAUUGCCCAAACUGUUAGUCUGACAGCAGGUACAAUCAGUUAUCCCUUGGAUUCAGUAAGGAGAAGACUCAUGAUGCAAGCUGGAAAACCUCAUUCUGAGCGAUUGUAUCACAACUCAAUUCAUUGCAUCUAUGUGGUUACUAAGACUGAAGGCAUUCGAGGAUUCUUUUUGGGACUGGGACCCAAUAUUCUGAGAUCGGUCAGUGGGGCACUCUUGCUCGUGGCCUAUGAUGUCUUUCGAGCAGCCAUCAGAUAA